GUAGGAGUGUCACAGCUGUCGAGUCAGCCAACCACUUCGGGAGUCUUGCCUUGCACGCUGUGGGUCGGCUCGACGCCCUGCUCCCUCAAGCAAAAUUAUAUUUGGCCACAUUUUUGAUACAACAAUUAGCAACGCACAAACAUGGAAUCCAAGACGACUGCACUGGAAGCAAUCGAUAUCAAAAAGUCGCGUUUUGACCUGGAUACCUACUACGGACGCUUACGACACUUCAUCACCGUCACAUCUCCCCUGACCCUCUUCAAUUCUACGGACGAGAUCCGGAGAGCUCAAGAACUCCUGAAAGACUAUGCUGCGGGCAGGAGGGCCGACCUGGACGGCUCUCAUGAGACCCAGGAAAAGGUCUGGGCUGCUAAACAAGUCGUUGAAGCCUCACUGCAUCCAGAUACCCAAGAGCCGAUUCCAUUGCCAUUUCGAAUGUCGGCAUUUGUGCCUACGAACCUGAUCAUUGCGACUGGACUUUUGCUGCCGAAUCCGUCCUUAGCGUCGAUUAUUGGAUGGCAAUGGGCGAACCAGACACUGAAUGUGUGUGUGAAUUAUUCGAAUGCGAACAAGUCGACGGCGAUGAGCACUAGCGAAGUAGCGAAGGCGUAUGUGAGUGCGACGGUGACCUCGGUGGGGCUAGCGGUCGGACUGAACAGGCUCGUCCCUCGGCUCGCCAAACGUGUCGGCCACGACACCGGCCUCCUUCUUGCCCGCUUCGUCCCCUUCGUCGCUGUCGCCUCCGCCGGAUGCGUUAACGUCGGUCUGAUGCGUUGGAAAGAGCUCCGCGACGGUAUCGAUGUCUAUCCCCCCGGAGUUAGUGACCCUGAACAAAGCGUGGGCAAGUCGAGAAUUGCGGGCUCUUAUGCCGUCGGUCAGACUGCUGCCUCCCGCGUCCUAACAAACAUUCCUACACUAAUUCUGCCUCCACUGAUAAUCACCGCCUUGCAAAAAAGAGGCACAUUCUCGGGGCCACGUGGCAAGUCUCUUGAAAUGAUUGCCAACCUCGGUUUGAUCGGCGGCUCUCUCUUUUUCUUUCUCCCUCCAGCGAUCGCUGCUUUCCCUCAACGUGCUAAAAUUCAGGCCCACAAAUUGGAAGACAGAUUUUCAAACAUUAUUGAUGAACGUACAGGAAAACCUUAUCAAUACUUUGAAUUUAAUAAAGGAUUAUGAGUCGUACUCUCUUUUACCAGAGGGAUAUUUCUUCUUUCUACUUUGUCAAUUGUUUUUGGCUGUUUUCUCUACAUUAUUCAGGCACCAACAUCAACCACAAAUUCCUAAAACCAAAACAAUACCUGAUGUCUGUUCCCAAAAGCAUCU
Messenger RNA from Puccinia graminis f. sp. tritici CRL 75-36-700-3, 1320 nucleotides. RefSeq lists its product as uncharacterized. NCBI's taxonomy places the organism in Eukaryota, Fungi, Basidiomycota, Pucciniomycetes, Pucciniales, Pucciniaceae. The record is from RefSeq and is a predicted model, not a curated record. The coding region runs from base 142 to 1173 and encodes 343 amino acids. Gene Ontology annotation, biological process: mitochondrial transmembrane transport; monoatomic ion transport. The transcript has 6 exons. Gene Ontology annotation, cellular component: mitochondrial inner membrane. Gene Ontology annotation, molecular function: monoatomic ion transmembrane transporter activity.